UACACAAUUUAUGACGAAUAUGGCCGUCUAUUACGAAUGGGGAUAUUCGCGGUUAUUUUUUCUUAAUACUUGCUUAAUUAUCUAGUUUUUAUAAUUUGGAUUAUAUUGUCUUACAGUGUAGAAUGUAAGUCAAUGUGUGUAUCGAAAUCUUUCACGUAUCCUGAAGAUGCCAGUUAAUCCUGUAUCAGGAACGAAAAAAGGUGUUGAAAAAUCGAAAUUUACACUAUCCUUAAACAGGAAUAAUGCUACAUAUUUGAGCGACGAAAAUAAAAAGCCUGUGAAUUCGAAAGGUAUUUCUAGCUCUCUAAAAGUAUACGACGACAAUAAGGAGAAUAAGCCCGUAAAGAGAGCACUGAACAGCACAUAUUUUAAUACUUUGAAUGCUGCGAAGAAACUAAAACCAUUAUCGGAAACUCUAAAAUCUGCCGAUAGUGAGCUGAUAGUAUUAGAAAAGCCAAUUGGCAGCGCUGCCAUGUUGAAUGGCCAUCACCCUACAGACAAUCAGUAUGGGGGAGGAGCUCAGUGGAAGGCCCCUAUUGCUACUCUCUCUAACUUGGGGAAUACUUGUUUUUUAAAUAGUGUACUUUAUACACUCAGGUAUGCACCUCGGUUUCUUCACAAUUUGCACCAUCUGGUAUCAGAUUUGGCAAGUGUGGAACAGAAAUUAGGCAGCAUUAGAUUGAAGAGUUCCUCAUUGGGUCGAAGUGCUGCUGGGUUAGCAUCAUCAGGGACCAGAUCAUGGAGCAGUAAGGACUUACUGUCUUUAGGACAAUCUGACAAUAGUGCUGGGAAAAGUAAAAUACAGAUUGCUACGGAGAAACUUCAUGAAACUUAUUUAAACCUUCGAGCAGCGGAGAGCAAAUGCCUUAACAGUGGUUCGGGAGAUGGGAGUCCUGAGCCAUAUGCUGCAGAUGCCUUUCUUGCCGCACUAAGAGAUGUUAAUUCUACAUUUGAGGGCAAUCGUCAACAAGACGCCCACGAACUGCUGGUAUGCAUCCUGGACAAUAUCCGGGAAACUUGCCGAGCACUCAGCGCUAGAGCGUCACGUCUGCAAAUACAUGAGAAUGGAGACAGUAAUGGAUUAGGACGUCAGGCGGGGCUGGAGUCGGACUCUGGUAAGCCGACGCUGGGAAACCUGAGAAAGUCAUGGAAAAAGCGUAAAGAGGGGAAGGCGAGCGAGAAGCGACACUCCCCCACCGAGGAGAGGGCGCCAUCCCCUGCAGACCCCGAAAGGGAGGAACGCUCUCGACCAGGCUGGGACUUUGUUGCUGAUGAUUUUGAAGGUACGAUGGUGACUCGUACGAUGUGCCUGGAGUGCGAGGCGGUGACGGAGAAGGCGCAGGCGGUGUGCGAGCUGUGUGUGCCCGUGGGCGACGACGACGCGCCCUCUGAAGAGCCCUUCCGCGCAGCCUGCCUCUCCAGCGAGUAUCUUCGAGAUCAGAACAAGUACUGGUGCGAACGCUGCCUGCGGUACAACGAAGCGUGGCGCAGCGUGUCGUACUCUCGACUGCCGCGGCUGCUGGUGCUGCAGCUAAAGCGCUUCAGCGGCGGCAUGGAGAAGAUCACUCGGCACGCGCCAACGCCGCUCCUUAUGCCUUGCUUUUGCGAGCCCUGCGCUGCGCGACCGCCUGACCGCCCGCCAAACCACAGGUACAUACUAUGGGCGGUGAUAAUGCAUCUGGGUCAGACGUUGACGGGCGGGCACUACGUGGCGUACGCACGCGACAGCCCGGGAGAGGGGCGCUGCGAGCGCGAGGCGGGCGGCGAGGGCGCACCCCCUUCCUCCAGCUUCAUGCGCACGCUGUUCAGCCGGCCACGCCCCACUCCCGGCUGCGCAGCCAAGGACUGCUGCGUGCCGCGUCCCCGACCUGACGCCUGCUGGCUCGCCUGUGAUGAUGACCUCGUCAAGCCCAUCUCCAAUGAAGAGUUCGAGGAUCUUCUCUCCUCCGAACCCAAGAUGAGAUCUGCAGCAACGCCUUACCUACUCUUCUAUGUAAAAAGCGAAGUCGGUUAGUGAUUGACAUCAGUGAUACUCAGUGCCCGGUCUGUGCUUCAAGUCAUGUAUAGAUUUAAUGGAAAAUAUAUUUUUGGUAUAUUACCAAUAUAAAUGUGAAAUUCGUGUUUGUGUGGCAGAGUUGGGUUUAUGAUGUUGAUCAAAUUAAAUACCAGUCGAGUUUAUUUUUGUAGUUCUCAUAGAUGAAACUUCUGUCAAAUUGAAGUUGACAGUGGAGGAACGAAGGUAAUGUUUGCUGUAUCCAUGUGAUUCUGUUAUACUACUUAAUAUUACUUAAAUCAUUCUAAUGUCAUGAAAAAAUGUUUAUUAUAAAAGAAAUUGUAAUGAGAAACAUGUCUGCUAUUUAGUUUAUGCUAAGUUGUGUCAAUUUAAUUCAAGUUAUGAGAUUAAAUCAGAUUUUAUGUAAACAAGAAAUAAAUAUUUUUAUGUACCUAUGAUGAAAACAUCUAGAUAAAAAUAUAUUACAUUUACCAACAAAAAAACUAUUAAACAUUAAUUUUUAUUGAAAAAAAGAAUCAUUUUGUAAGGAUAUAGGGUCCAAUAACACCAAAUUUUUGUGAUUCAGGAACAAUAGACACAAUUUGCUACACAUAAAUGCUUGUUUACAUAAAAUCUUUUAAAAUAUCAAGACAAAAGUUAGUUUGACUGAUAACAUAAUUAUCAUUUAUGUUAUUCGACAUAUAAAAAUGCUUAAAAAGACAUAUAUUUAAAGUUGAUCAGUGGCUGGUCUAUUCAAUGUGAAAUGAACAGACAUAUAAGAAUAGUGAAUAUGAGAAGUAGAUGUAUGUAAAGUGUAAUAAUGUGAAAAAUGUUACAAGUCAGACAAUAUGAAACAGAAAGAAAUAUAAUGUAAUAUUUUUAAAUAUAAUUAUUGAAAAGUAUUUGAAUACAUGUUCCUCCGGUACGAAAUAUAUGCUCCCAUGUUACUUGCAUAAAGGUGGGAGCUUAGACAUUGUAUUCACUUGUUAAUCGCCAAAACAUCUGUCCAUGAACAUAUCAUCGUCUUUUUCAAUCUAUUUGAAAAAAUAGACAAUAUCUUUGUAUUCAUGCAUUAGUUGUGGAUUGAUUUCUUUGAUCCUAAACUUAAAGACAAGUUUUUAUGUAGUUAAAAAAGUAUGUGUGUUUCAAAUGAACAUAACAAGUAGGUCUACAAUAACUUGUGUUUUUUUUAAAUAUUUUAUACAAUGUCUACUUCCACCUAGUGUAUCAGAUAUUUACUGCGCUAUAAAAGAAUUAAGGCCUAAAAUGUAUAUUUCUCUAUAUUUAGAUUUGUAUGUAAUUUCCUAAUUAUGGGCAAUGUACGGGUGUCCUAUGGGAUUCUAAAAUGUGUUCAAUCAUUAGAUUCAUACAUGCACAUAAUACUUGAGAGCAAUGAAUAUAAGGUAGAUAACUGAUAUGUUUAUUUACAACUUAACACAUACACAGUUUAAUUAAUUAUGUCGAAAUCUUAGUGCAUUAGCAUUGAACAUAAUUCUUAUAAAAACUACGAACUAGUUGAUAAUCUUUUUCUUUUUGAAAUCGGCCAAUAAUCAAAUUUAUGUAGGCUUCGUUAUUGGGGUCUACCUUAACAAUAAGCAUGUCUAAAAGAAUGUCAAAAUGUUUAAAAUGUAGAUACCAUUUAAUUCUCUUUAGAAUUUUUUUAUUGAAAUAGGCAACAUAAAAAUACUAAAUAUUACUAGGGAAAUUCAUUGUUUUCAAGUAUCUCUUCACACUUUCAUGGCCUUACUUCCUUAAAUGUAAGCAAUCAUAGUUCAAAGUUAGUACUUCAUAUAAAGUUUAUAGAAUUUAAUGUACAGCGUACGUACAGUAUUACCACGAAUUAAUGAGUGCACAUAAAUUUUAGACAUGUACUUAUGAAUUUAUUAUAUCAGUAGAAAAUAUAUGAUUUACACGCCGUCCUGAUGCUAACACCAAUCGGCUAGCUAUAGAAAUCGAAUAUCGAAUACCAAGUAAUUAAGUUAACAUGAGAAGAACUUCUUCAUGUGAAUAAAAUAAAUGUUUAGAGAGUUAGAAACUUACAACUUUUACCUUUGGUCCUUCGAGGCGGAGUAAUAAUUGAAUAGAAAUUUAGAGUUAAUUAAUAUUCAUUAUUUUAUUAUAAUGACUUAAACUUAUAGAUAAUAUGAAAAAGUGUUCAUCAUAAUUAAAAGACAAAGGCAAUAAAUUUAAUAUCGUGGUAGCACUUUACUUGAUAGAUGUCUUCGAUUAGUCAAAUUGUUAAUCCUUCAUACAGAGAUCCAUACAAAGCAUAGUUAAAAAUGAUUUAUUAUCGUAUAUUUUUAUGAGAGCGCACAUGAAGUAGAUGUCUAUGUAGACUAGUGAAUGUAUUUGGAGAUGGACAACGGAACUAUCCACUUGCUACGAAGUACCAACUGCUGCUUUGUAUGAUUUUUCAUACUAUAUGUAUAUUUAAUACGAAUUUGCUAUCGUUUAAGAACCUGCCUUUCCUAUAAGCGACUAUUUUUGUACUUGCCGCAUGAUGUGUCUUAACAUAUUCAAAUAAGACCACUUAAUUGAUGUUUUAGGUUAAAAAAUACUAUUUUAAUACAGAUUGUCUUUUGAUUUUCACAUAUUUCUUAUUUCAAUGUCUGGCCUUUGUGUUUAGUAGAUAUUUGUGAUGUUUUAAAAUGUUUUAAUAAUUGUAUUUUCAUGUAUGUUGUAUGAACAAUAUUAACAGAAUGAAAUCAGUAUUAUUGGACAUAAUAUUUUAACCUUGAUAAAAUUUUGACUGUAUACAAUUAUUUUUUUCUAUUGCUACUAUAACUGGGCCCAUCUUCUUUAGUUUCACAUGAUUUUUAAACAUAUGACAGCUUAUUUUUUUGUAUGUUUGUGUUUAGUUGUUAUAUAUAACUUUUCUUGUAUACUGAUGUGCUGUAUAUUUGUUGCGGAUGCCAUUCCAAAACCUUUGAAAAAGGUCAAAUAAUCUUGUCAGUAGUUUUACGUGUUUAUUUUAAUCAAACGAAAAUGUUAUGAUUAUUUUAAAUGUAAAUUGGAUUUGGAAAUUAAA
This is a messenger RNA of Papilio xuthus (Asian swallowtail), 5021 nucleotides long. It is a transcript of the gene Usp1, whose product is annotated as ubiquitin specific protease 1. Gene Ontology annotation, biological process: protein deubiquitination. The coding region runs from base 167 to 2014 and encodes 615 amino acids. The transcript has 10 exons. The record is from RefSeq and is a predicted model, not a curated record. Gene Ontology annotation, cellular component: nucleus; cytosol. NCBI's taxonomy places the organism in Eukaryota, Metazoa, Arthropoda, Insecta, Lepidoptera, Papilionidae. Gene Ontology annotation, molecular function: cysteine-type deubiquitinase activity.